UUGCCAUUGUUACUGUGUUCCAAGCCAAACAGUUGUGUCAAUAACUUGUUAACUAACAAUGGAUAUUAAAAAUUUAUGCAUUGUGCAUUUUGCAUUAUAUUCCAGUAAAAUGAGGACGUUAUUCACUGCUAAGCUUUUUUUAUAUAUCUUGUUUUUUGGUGUGUUAUUUUUAGUGUAUAAGAUAUUAAUAGACUAUAAAUCAUACUCACAAAAUCUGUCCGGCCACAAAUUUGUACAUGGGAUUGUAUCAAAAUGGUUAUAUAGCAAGGUACAGAACCGGACAAAACAAGCCGAGAAGAAGCUAGAUAAAAAAUCAGUGAUGAAGUACAUACUCCAGUGGACAUCGGCAAGCAACUCGCCUUUCGUUUACAUGGGAAAAGGUCGAGAAGGUUUCACGAGCAGAAAAUGUCCACACACCAACUGUUUUGUGACAUCAAACCGAUCUCUUCUCGGUGAUAUGAAGAAGUUUGAUGCUAUUGCUUUCUGUGGUACUGAAGUUAGAUACUACACAAAAGAGAUGUUACCUUUAACCCGAUCGUCUCAUCAAAAAUAUGUCUUUGCUACGAUUGAGUCCUCUCAUUACUAUCCUGUAUGCACGGUCCUAUUCGAUAAUUACUUCAACUGGACUUGGACGUUCAGACUCGACUCUGAUGUACGAUGGGGAUACAUGUCAAUAAGGGAUAAAAACAAUAAUAUAAUUGGCCCAAAUAAGAUAAUGACCUGGCUAAAACCAAAUAAAAUGGACUCAGUGAGUGAAGAAUUUAAAAAUAAAUUAAAAUCGAAGAAGAAAGCAGUCGCUUGGUUUGUUUCUAAUUGCUACGAUAAAGUGGGCAGAAGAGCAUGUGCAUUAUAUCUUAAACAAGAAUUAGAAGUAAAUUAUAAUUUAACAGUUGACAUUUACGGAGGUUGUAGUCCCUUGAAAUGCCCGUCUCCCCAUAUUAAGGAUUGUUUUAAAAUGUUACAAGAUGAUUAUUAUUUCUAUUUGUCGUUUGAGAAUUCUUUUAGCGAAGAUUAUGUCACUGAGAAGUUACUUACAGCUGUUACCAAUAAUGCGGUACCAAUUGUCUAUGGAGGAGCUAACUAUACAAGGUUUUUACCUAAUGGUUCUUAUUUAAAUGCAAGAUUGAUGACUAUUAAGCAGCUGGCUGCUAAAAUUGACGAGUUGAUAAAAAAUCCAGACCAAUACGCAAAUUACUUUCAAUGGAAGAACCAUUACUCAUAUCAUAGCCUCGACGAAGAUCCAGAGACCGAUGAAUACUGUAGAUUUUGUGCGAUUCUCAAUGACGAGGAAAAAGUCAACAAAAUUUCUUACAUAGGUGACUUUAGGAAAUGGUGGAAUAAUCCUAAUUUUUGCUAGUCCAAAGUGUCAUCCACCAAGAUUGAAAGUAUCUUCUGCGCUGUGCUGUGAUAUGUUUUAAAUUAGAUAACUCGCUCCUUGUAGAUAAGAAGUGCCUACCUAGGGUUCCCCUCGGUUUCACCCACAUUAAUUUAAGGAAAAAGGUCCUAAUGGGUCAACCUUAAAAUACAGAUAUAUGAUGUUGCGUAUAUUUUUAUAGAACUUUUUAAGAGGAACAUUUUUGUCAUACGCUAUUUUUGUGUAACUUUCACUGUUUACGCAGUGCACGCAACGAAAUCAUCAUGAAUCAUGGAGGGAAUAUUUUCCCAGUUUUGCUAUAUUAUUCAUUUGCACUCCACUCCUUUUGGUCUUAACGUUAUUGAUGUGAUAACGUCUUAUAAAUCCAUGAACACCGGCUUCACACACGGAAAAGUGUGACGUCAUGUCACGUUAUGAUGACGUCACAUGAUCUCGAGUUAGUUCAACGUUCCGUCGUGUGUGUGCUGUGAGGUCCCUUGACACCCCGAACGCCCCCCCCCUGACCUACAUAUUUAAAAAACUCUGUGAUACGACCUUUCAGGAAAGCAUUUUUUAGGAGCUUUCACUUUAACAUGACCCAUUUAUUGAUCAAAACACAGCGCAGCAUAGCUCAAUGUUGAUUGGUCUCAACUCUUAUUCUACAAUAACUAUAACUGAUGUCAUUAAAGAACUACAUGACUGAUUGUUGUUAUUAAGCCUCGAACACAUUAUGGUUCAAAUACUGUAUCAUGUUGCCGAACAAGACGCGCAACAACUACGUGAAAAAUGACGCGAAAGAUUUUGCAGUCCACACUAGUUAGCGCUUAUAGAAAUGCCACACAAGGAGCUUUGGCAAUUAGUGCUGCGUGCAUACUUAUUUCAGGAGAGAAAAGUUAGCGAAAGAGAAGGAAGUAUGCGCGAUUUAUUACUUUAACGAGAAUCAAGAAUUAAUAUUUUAAGAGACCUCCGAAUACCUGACGGAUUUUUUGUAAAUUUGGUUGAAUAUCAACAUCGGGCUUACUCUGGUAAAGUUCAUUUAUUAAAAGCACGGUUUUUCUCACACUUCAGACAUGUUGAAAGGCACGUUGCGUGCACGAAUACACUCUGGAACAAACGGCUUGUCGCUGACGCGGGACACAUACGGUCGCUUUCGGAGCGGGUACAAGCAACAUAUUCCGCGUCACGUGAAUGUGAAGCAUAAUGUUGGGGAACAAGUUGCGCGACAGUGCUGGACGUUGCAGCGUCACGUAGAUUGAGGGUUGCGCAUCAUGUUGGGAGACAUUUUAUCCUCUAACGUAUUCGGGGCUUUAUUCCACAAAUUCAUGAAAAUACACUUGAUGAAAACCUUCUUUAUGUAUUUUUAUUGGUGUACAAUUCAAAAACGUCUUAAAUUAGUCGCAGGUCGAAACGAGAAUGAUCAUUAUUACGUACAUUAAAACAGAGGAAGCUCUCAAAUCGUCAGUACAUUUUAAAAUUACCUAUUUAUUUUUAUAAAAUUAUGGGCACCUUUUUGCCAAAAUGAACAUUAUUAUUAUAUAAUUUCGACACAAAUUUUGAUGUUGCAACGGAACUCAAAACCGAAAACAAUUACUUAUUAUUAGAUUAUUUUUGUAGCCUGUAUAAACAUUAAGAGAGAAAAAAACGACGGGUUGCACUUCGGGAGUGCCGGCAGAAGUGAAAACUUGAAUAUUAUGUAAUGGUUAGGGAAUAAUUUUGCACGAAUUGCUUUAAUUAUCAGUAUAAAAGUACUAUCAUUUAUGUGGAAAAAUACAAUAUUGAUUUAUUGCGCUAUCAUAUAGAAACAUGACAAUUUAUACACAUAUCACAUUAAAAAGUUUAUCUUACAGAAAAAUCAACUAACAUGAAUCACAUUUAAGCGCAUCUAGCGCCAUCUAUUGUAAAAAAAUGCAUUUUCUUAGCAACAAAGCUGCCACCUGGACGUCCUAAUAAGAGAAUUAUUAUUAUAAUACGAUAAAAUAAAAUGUUACUAUGUUUCGUCCAAUAUAUUGAAUUCUUUCCAAUUUUAUUGUUUUUGUCUUACGAAUUUUCGAUCAGGCCACGUGUCCUGAUGCGAGUUUAACAGUUUUUACCCAUUACAAAAAAGUGUACAACGCCGCUAAAGAAGAUUUCACUUAAAAAAACCUGAUUUUACAUUAAGAUCUAAUAUAAACUUCCAGUGCCAUAGAUGUUUGUAACAAAACUCCUCCGAAAAGGCUUGACGGAGUCUAAUGAAAUUUGGUGUGUAGGUAUAUUCAGUAGGCCUGAGAAUAGGGCGUAAACUGUUUUUCCUACCACCGAGUGAUCAACCUUAUCACUUAAGGAUAUCCACCCGAAUGUUUUGUGGACAAAUUAUAUUUUUUUUUAUGAUGAGGCAUUAACCAAUAUAUGCCCCUUGAUUCGAACAUAUAGAAAACGGACGAACGAAAACGAACACGAACAGUAACCUAACCCUUUAUGCCCAAAAUUGUGUUGGACUUCCAAUUUUUGAAAAUUUUGGAUAUGUUUAUGCUAAUAGGUAUUUAUUUAUAUUAACUACUUUAAUGUUGUUUGAAAACGAAACAUUAGGCACUUCCCUUACAUAACAUACCGUGUGGUAUAUAUUUAUUAAAAAGAAAAGAAUAAUAGUAUACAGCAUGCUGUAUAUUUUUGUUCUUUGAAGGAAAUAAAGCGACUUCUCCAAUAGAUAAGUAAACGUAUUUCUCAUAGAUACAUUUACAUAAUUUUGAAUAUAUAUACGACUUAUAUUAAACAGAUGUAUAUUGAACGAGACAGGAUUCUGGCCAAGAAUCCCCAGAGUUUCGUGCAUUAGCUUUUAUAACUAGUCACAGCGUCACCGGGUUCGAGGACAGCGAGACCCUAAGGGGACCUCAAGCCGAGAAUUGGCGAGUGCCUCUAGAGGUAUUCCAGGUGGAUGGCGUCUCCCCACGGGGGCAGUCUCCUCUCCGUCUUGAGCCUCUAGACCACUCGAACCUGAGAGGGUCGGUUCAACUAGAGGGCCUCUCUGAGACUCGGGCUAUAAGUUUUUUUUUAAAUGAGCUUAGUUAUUAUAUUGUUAUUAUAAAUGAGAAAAUGUGUCCUUCUGUCUGUUGCAUUUCAUUUUUAAACCAGUGAAACGAUUUCAACGAAUUUGGUAUAGCGAUAAUAGUCCCGGAAAAGGAGGUACGAUAGUUUUUGUUACUAUUACUUCAGGGGGUUGGAAGUUUGUAUGGGAAAGUAAUAUUUCCACGGAGACAAAUGAGCGGGCACCCACUUUAUAAAAAAGCCAUGUAGGGUCAGUUCGCCUGUUCGCGUCCAUUUAGUGCAGUUGGAAAGUUUGACGGCGAUAAUAAAAAUAUCCCAGCACUAAUUUCUAUGAAAAAAAUAUGUAAUGUUUUCAUUAUAUAGUCUAUUUUAAGUUUAACUUUCAGUUUUGUUCGAAACAUCUUUUGUUUUUUAUUUAAAUAGAUAAACUUCGGAAUAAGGCGUUUUACCCAGUUUGCGUCCACAAAAUCCAAAUUACGUCCACCCGUGGACCAUUUAGCGUCCACCACCUUAGAAAAGGAAUAUAAGGGUGAUAUUUUUAAGAAUUUGUAUAGAAAGAUUGUACCUAUUUCAACAAUUUCUUUAUUUUAGAAUAUAAAUAUUAAAACCAACAUUAUUAUCAUUAAAAUUAUCUUUAAAAAAAUAAAAUCAUUUUUCUCAAUAUUGAUUGAAUUUAAAAUUAUAUAAGUAGUAGGUAAAUAAUGAUUGCAUCCUUAAGAAUAAACAGUAAUCAGUUCUGUUAAUUUUACCCUAAAAAACAAGGUAUGUUUUUCUCAUCGUCGUCUUCUACAUCUGAAAUUAGUAUAUCGUCACAUUCAGAAAAUUUUCUUUCUUAAAUUCCUGAUUUACCAUUCCCUGUGUGACUUCGUGAAGAGCAUGCAUCUUCUUCUUUCGUUUUGGAGCAGUUUAACGAACCGUUUGAGAGUGUUUUAAACUCUGUUCUUGUUUCUCUAUUCAUUCUAACUUUCUUUUUCGUAUUGCUUCCUGCUUUUCGUUCUUGAUCUGCUCUUUAUCUUCUUAAUACUAACUCCAUGCAGCAGAAGAUAUGGUUGCUAGAGUUCUUUGAUUAUCUUUUCGUGCUUUGUUAGAAAUUUCGGGUAGCAUCAAGUGGUGUCUGGUCCCGGUUUCUUUACUUUAUUUGGUCUGCGCCCACUGAUUUUGUACAGUAUGUCUAUGUGUCUUACCGAUUUAUUAUUUUCUCGAAUUUCGCUUUCUUUAAAUCGUCUUCUGUGUAUAUUCUCUUUUCCUUCUACUUUCUUGUAUCCGAAGAACUCAUCUCAAAUAGAAAAAAAUAAGAAUGAAACAAAUAAAGUAUUUGAUUUAUUGAUUGAAAUUACUCAUUUCAUUUAAAAAUAGCAUUAAAAACACGUAGUCUUAAUAAAAAUGUAUAAUAAUAAUAAUCAAUACCUAUAUUUUGAAUUAUAAUUAAUUAAUUGUAUUUAACGAAAAUAAUGGUCGCAAUUUGGUUUAUUAUUAUCCCCUGUAGGUAUAGUUUGCGUCCAUUGCGGACGCAAAUUGGAAGUUUUGUAAUUUCGAUGUAGUAAUUCGCGUCCACCUUAUUUUAUUUAUUAAAUAUAAAAAACAUAAGAAAAUUUAUAAUUAAUAUCAUUC
Chilo suppressalis (striped riceborer) is the source of this 5986-nucleotide messenger RNA. NCBI's taxonomy places the organism in Eukaryota, Metazoa, Arthropoda, Insecta, Lepidoptera, Crambidae. The record is from the annotation of a GenBank genome assembly.